Molecule: messenger RNA, 3456 nt
Organism: Daucus carota subsp. sativus
Lineage: Eukaryota; Viridiplantae; Streptophyta; Magnoliopsida; Apiales; Apiaceae
Product: multiple C2 domain and transmembrane region protein 7
Exons: 2
Coding region: 225-3266 (1013 amino acids)
Source: RefSeq, a predicted model, not a curated record
UUUCCUUCAUCUUUGCCGUACACUUUCUCAAGUCUCUAUACUGUUUCAUUCACUUCUCGACUUUAUCUAGUUGACCCUCUUCAUUUUUCUCUCUUGAUACAAGAAGAUGAUUUAGUUUCAGCCCCUGGACUCUGUAUAAAGUGGUCUUGAGUUAGUCUGUGCUUAUAAUUUCUUGCCAGUAGGAAAUUGGAUUUCAUUCAUCAGCGUCUUUUAAACACAACUCCAUGCGCAAUCUCAAACUAGGAGUAGAGGUUGUUAGUGCCCACAACCUUGCACCAAAAGAUGGCCAAGGCUCAUCUAAUGCCUUUGUGGAGCUUCACUUUGAUCAUCAGAGAUUUCGCACCACUGUCAAGGAGAAGGAUCUUGACCCUGUUUGGAAUGAGUCUUUCUAUUUUAACAUCUCCAAUCCAGAAAACCUAUCCAAUCUCACCCUUGAGGCCCAUGUCUACAGCAACGGUAAAGCCAACAACUCUAAAUCUUCACUUGGCAAAGUUUGCAUAACAGGGACAUCGUUCGUGGCUUACUCAGAUGCUGUUGUUUUGCAUUACCCUCUUGAGAAACGAGGCAUUUUCUCCCGUGUUAAAGGUGAGCUCGGGCUUAAGGUAUUCCUCACUGAUGAUCCAUCCAUUAAGUCCUUUAAUCCAGUUCCUACAAUGGAGCCAUUCUCGCAUACAAAUUCAUUAUCAGCUCAAGCUCAAGCAACUGUCCAACAAGAACAGAAUUUGGAUCAGGAUUGGUCGUUGAAGGAGAAAGACGAGUCAAUACGCACAUUCCACCAUCCGGAAAAUCCAAAGCAGCAGCAGCAACAGUACCAACAACAACAACAGUAUAUCCCUACUGCUACCGUGCAACAACCAAUGAGAUAUGGUGUUGAUGAAAUGAGAUCUGCACCUCCCGCUUCCAAUAUUGGUUUCAUGUCCUCGGGUUCUUCAUCACAACCAAUGGAAUAUGCACUGAAAGAGACUAGCCCUUUUCUUGGAGGGGGUAGAGUUAUUGGGGGUCGAGUGAUACGUGCAAACAAGCCAGCUAGUACUUAUGAUCUUGUUGAACCAAUGCAGUUCCUUUUUGUACGAGUAGUAAAAGCACGCGAGCUUCCUAACAUGGAUGUUACAGGUAGCCUUGAUCCUUAUGUGGAAGUACGAGUAGGAAACUAUAAAGGAGUAACAUCGUACUUCUCCAAAACACAUAAACCGGAAUGGAAUACUGUGUUUUCGUUCUCACGGGAGAGAGUACAAACAUCUACCCUGGAAGUCGUAGUUAAGGAUAAAGAUUUGUUAAAAGACGAUUUUGUAGGGAUUGUGCUAAUUGAUGUUAAUGAUGUUCCUACCCGAGUUCCCCCAGACAGUCCACUGGCACCAGAAUGGUAUCGCCUAGAAGAUAAGAAGGGACGGAAAAUCAAUGGAGAACUGAUGCUUGCUGUCUGGAUCGGAACACAAGCUGAUGAGGCUUUUCCUGAUGCUUGGCAUUCAGAUGCUGCUAUACCUGUUGAUAGUUCCAUGCCAUCUACCCAAAUCCGCUCUAAAGUGUACCACUCACCAAGACUAUGGUAUGUUCGUGUGAACGUAAUUGAAGUUCAGGACCUGGUUUUGUCCAAUAAGACUCGGUUCCCGGAUGUAUAUGUCAAAGUACAGAUAGGUAGCCAGGUUCUGAAAACAAAGCCAAUUCAAGCACGUUCUGUUCAUGCAGUGUGGAAUGAGGACAUGAUGUUUGUUGCUGCUGAACCCUUUGAAGAUCAUGUUGUGCUUUCAGUUGAAGAACGUGUUGGUCCCAACAAAGAUGAAAUUUUUGGAAGGGUCAUUAUACCAUUGAACUCAGUUGAAAAGCGGGCUGAUGAUAGAAUGAUUCAUGCUCGAUGGUUCAGUCUCCAAAAACCGAGUAUAACUGAUGUUGAAGAGAUAAAGAAGGAAAAAUUUGCUACAAGGCUCAACCUUAGAGUUUGCCUUGACGGAGGGUAUCAUGUACUUGACGAAUCCACUCACCACAGCAGUGAUCUCCGACCAACAGCUAAACAGCUGUGGAAGCCUCCAAUAGGUCUUCUAGAACUCGGCAUUUUAAAUGCUGAUGGUCUCCACCCUAUGAAAACCAGAGACAAAAGGGGCACAUCAGAUACAUAUUGUGUAGCCAAGUAUGGCCACAAAUGGAUUCGGACCCGAACAAUCAAUGACAGCCUAAAUCCAAAAUAUAAUGAGCAAUAUUCUUGGGAUGUUUAUGAUCUGGCAACUGUUCUCACUGUAGGUGUUUUUGAUAACAGUCAGCUUACUGAGAAUGGUUCAAGUGGAACCAGAGAUAUGAAAAUAGGUAAGGUUCGCAUUAGGCUCUCUACCCUUGAAACUAGCCGUGUAUAUACACACUCGUAUCCUUUGUUAGUCCUUCAUCCCUCUGGUGUGAAGAAGAUGGGGGAAUUACAUCUAGCUAUCCGGUUUUCAAGCACAUCUAUGAUCAACAUGAUGUGUAUGUACUCGCGUCCCCUUUUACCAAAAAUGCAUUAUGUGAGGCCCUUGACAGUGAUGCAGCAAGACAUGCUUCGACACCAUGCUGUUAACAUAGUGGCAGCUAGGCUCAGGCGUGCUGAACCACCACUUCGGCAAGAAAUAGUUGAAUACAUGACUGAUGCUGAUUCACAUCUCUGGAGCAUGAGGCGAAGCAAGGCAAACUUUUUCCGCUUGAUCUCAGUUUUUAAUGGAUUGUUUGCUGUUAGUAAAUGGUUUGGAGAGGUUUCUUUGUGGAGGAAUCCUGUCACGACGAUACUAGUACAUGCUCUCUUUCUAAUGCUCGUGUAUUAUCCGGAAAUGAUUCUUCCAACAGUGUUUCUAUACAUGUUUAUUAUAGGACUGUGGAACUACCGGUUUCGGGAAAGAUACCCGCCUCACAUGAACACAAGAAUCUCUUAUGCCGAUUCAGUACACCAGGAUGAACUUGAUGAGGAAUUCGACACAUUUCCUACAUCUCGAAGCUCAGACCUUGUCCGAAUGAGGUAUGAUCGCCUAAGGAGUGUGGCUGGACGGAUUCAGAGUGUGGUUGGUGACAUAGCAAGCCAAGGGGAACGUGUGCAAGCACUUCUCAGUUGGCGGGAUCCACGAGCCACCAUCAUAUUUCUAACAUUUUGUUUAGUAGCUGCCAUGGUGUUGUAUGUAACUCCUUUCCAAGUACUAGCUGCGUUUGCUGGAUUAUAUGUCAUGAGGCAUCCUUGGUUUCGUCAUAAGUUGCCAUCCGCGCCACUCAAUUUUUUUCGUCGGUUGCCUGCCAGGACUGACAGCAUGUUAUAAUUCAUCAGCGUACAAAAUUUUGUCAAGCACCGGUUUCAGGUUUGUUUGUAAGUGGUUUCAAACAUCUGUUCAAUUGCAUCUUCUGUAAUCUUUGCUAACUGGUUUAUGGAUGUACAAAGUGUAUAAAGAUCGAUGCCUGUAGCAGGAGGAUGUGUUCAUGUUACUAUUGUAAAUUUCUAAAAUACAAUGU